Molecule: messenger RNA, 2136 nt
Organism: Lodderomyces orthopsilosis Co 90-125
Lineage: Eukaryota; Fungi; Ascomycota; Pichiomycetes; Serinales; Debaryomycetaceae
Exons: 1
Coding region: 1-2136 (711 amino acids)
Molecular function (GO): FAD binding
Source: RefSeq, a predicted model, not a curated record
AUGCCCUCACAAAAGACAAUCAAAGAAUCCAAAACAGAUGUGUUAAUCAUUGGUGCUGGUCCAUCAGGAUUGAUGUGUGCCUUAUGGUUAGCAAGGUGUGGAAUCCCUUGUAGAAUCAUUGAUAAACGUGCUGGUAAUAUCUUUGCUGGUCAAGCCGAUGGUUUACAGAGUCGUUCAUUUGAAAUCUUCCAAUCUUUUAGUGAAGAUCCGUUUGAUUUUGUUACUUUAGAUAAAGCUUGGAAAGCUGCAAAUCAUAUGAUGGAAAUGAGUUUCUGGUCACCGAACGAAAAGGGAACUUUGGCAAGAAAGUCACGUAUUCCUGAUUUUAUUCCUGGUAUUUCAAGAUUUCAUGAAUGUGUUAUUCAUCAAGGGAAAAUUGAAAAUUGGCUCAAUACUUCAAUUGAUCAGUUUUCGGAAGGUAAAAUUAAUGUUGAACGUCCAUAUUUGCCAAUCUCGAUUAAAAUUGAUGAAACAAAGAAGGAGGAUCAAGAUUAUGCUGUUGAGGUAUUGGUCAAAAAGUUAUCGGAUGAUUUAGCCAAGCCAGAACAAUAUGGAAAUAUUUCAAAUGGGUUAUUUAGAGCAUUUGAAGGUGAUCAAGAUAAGUUUUAUGCUGACCAUGUUAGUGAUGGCAACGUCGAAGACUUUGAACUUAUCAAGGCCAAGUAUGUUCUUGGUUCUGAUGGUGCUCAUAGUUGGGUUAGAAAGCAAUUGGAGAUUGAAAUGCAAGGAGAAACGACUGAUUUCAUUUGGGGUGUUAUUGAUAUGGUUCCAAUCACAGAUUUCCCUGACAUCAGAAGCAGAUGUGCAAUCCAUUCAAAAGAUUGUGGAUCAAUGAUGGUUAUUCCUAGGGAAAAUGACUUGUGUCGUCUCUACAUUCAAUUAAAAGAAGUUGCCAGAGAAGAUGAUGGCAACGAUGGCAAUGGAACUAAGGCAAAGGGAAGAAUUGAUCGGUCUAAAAUCACUCCUGAAUCUAUUGUGAAACAGGCCAAGGAAAUCAUCCAACCUUUCAACUUGGACGUUACUGAUGUAAGUUGGUUUACUGGGUAUCAAAUUGGCCAACGUGUUGCUACUGGAUUCCAAAGAAACAAUCGUGUGUUUAUUUCCGGUGAUGCAUGCCAUACCCAUUCACCAAAAGCUGGUCAAGGUAUGAAUGUAUCAAUGCAAGAUACGUACAACUUGGGUUUCAAGUUGGCAUUGGUUUGUAAAGGAUUGGCUAAACUGGACAUUUUACAAACAUAUCAGUUGGAGAGAAAGAAAGUUGCUCAUGAUUUAAUUGAAUUUGAUCAUAAAUUCUCACGCUUGUUUAGUAGAAAACCAAUGAUUCCAAAUGCUGAAACAUUAGAUGGAAGUAGAGAUGCCGGUGGUGUUGAUUUGGAUGAAUUCCAUCAAGUUUAUGUACAAGGAGGAAAAUUUGCUAGUGGAACCAUUUCCGAUUAUCAAGAUUCAAUCAUGGUUAAGAAAACUGGUGCUAAAUCCCGUCUAGGUGAAGAAUCCGAAGGAGAUUUUCAUCCUUUGGCGAACAAGGUCCCUGUUGGUAGAAGAUUGUUUAGUGAUUUGGUAUUGGGUCAUAUUGAUUACAAGUUGGUGCAUUUGGCUGAUAAGAUGCCUUCAGACGGAAGAUUUAGAGUAGUGAUUUUCCCUGGUGAUUUACAUCAAUACAAAUCUAAUUGGGAUGUUUUGAACAAGUUUAAUGAUGUGCUUGAAGCUAAAGAUAGUUUUAUGAAGCGUUACACUCCAGUUAAUGCUUUCCAGAGCUCAGUGAUUGAGAUCUUAACUAUUCAUGCCUCACUGAGAUUUGAUAUUGAAUUUCAUGAUUUCCCCCAAUUUACUAGAUCAGUUGAUUUCAAAGGACGUACUGAUUAUUGGAGAAUUUUCUGUGGUGCUGGAAAAGCCUAUGAUGGCACUGCUGUUGACAUUUACAAGACUUUUGGAAUUGAUAAACAAGCUGGUGCUAUGUUGAUUGUUAGACCAGAUAGUCAUGUUGCUCAAGUGGUUGAGUUUUCCAUAGAUGGAUUGAAACAAGUUGACGAAUAUUUCAGUGGAUUUAUGAUUGACCAGAGGAAUAAUGUGUUACCUGAAAAGGACAAGAGUGUCAAUGAUGCUACAAGAUUCGUUCAACCAAAGUUAGGAGUUUAA